UAGAAACAGGCCAACCCGAGUAUUGAAAAACCCGACCCGGUGUGCCUAAUUUGCAGCUGUUGAUACUCUGUCGCUGUUGGAGUUUCGAUUUCCUUGGAUAUGAUGCUUGGAUUGCUCCAAGAGGGUCUCUGUAGGAGCUUUUGGGAACCAAAAGCUAUUUCUAUAGCACUUUGGUUGUGUACAUUGGGUUUCACCCAGUCCGACCGACUGUUCUCAUGAAGUUCUUAUGUUUCAUUGAAACGAAAGCCUGGAUCUUUGCGGAGAGUUAAAUUGGAUGAUGAGUACCGAUCUAAUGAAUGAAACCAAUAUGAAUUUUUGAUGUUAACAUCAAUGAUGGGGAUGUUAGAAGUUGAGAGUUUUCGGUUUUGAAGGAGUUAAAAUAUCCGUGCACACAAUCUGUUCGUGAAAAUGCGCCUCAAGAUUAUUGCUGGUUCUAUUCAGUUGGGUUUGUUUUCAAUUGCAUUACUCGCCCAAGAAUGUUCUUCCAGUUUGUUGGUUUUUCUGAUUUCAGCCUUUAUUUUGGGGCUAAAUGAUUCCGUUUAUUCCAUUCGUGGAAACUGGAUUGAAAGCUACAUGAAAUUUUGUAUCAUGUGUGUAAAAAGAUGUCAUCAAUUAGCUAAGCAACAGCUAAUGACGAAUCCAGGUUGUGACAAAACCAAUCCAUUGUUGUUUCCGUCAACACGCCAGGCAUACGCCCUUUUAAAACUUGAUCAUAGGCCGCAUCGCCUGAGGCCUACCAAGAGUUUGUGUUGUUGGACACUCCAGAAAAGUUCAACUCUUCACAGUCAUCAUCAUCUCAAUCUUUUAUCCUCCUUUAUCCCCUGUAAUCUCAAUGUCAAUUCCACCACCAAGGCUCGGACGCAGCUCAUCUGAUCCUAACCUUGCAGCAUUGUUGAAUACUGCAGCUCCUGUAAAUAUAUCUGUCCGUUCAGCUUGCUCUGCCAGCUACAAGUCCUCUCAAUGGCUCGGUUGGGGAAGAAUAAGCAAGCUGAUCGGACCUGCAAGAAAGAGUACUGCUAUUGAUUCGGGCGUAACAGAGGAGAGUCUUGAGGCACAUAAUAUAAGGCAAGCCAUUAUUCAUGCAAAUGUUAAUGGAAAGAAUUCAAAGUGCAGUCCUUAUGACAAAGGACUUAUUGAUUUCUCACUCAUCAGCAAUCGCGAGAAGCAUUCAAGUCCUGAACGCGAAAGCCAUGGUACUACACUUACUAAUUCCAGCUCACUUUCUACUUUCAUGGGUAAGGUUCAGGAAUGGACGACUUCUUUUUACUCUAAAAGUGAUACCGAAACAAAAAUUUCGUCUGAAGUAUCAAGUAGUUCUAAACCUUCUGCAAUUAAGGAGGUGAAUAAGGAAGUUAAGGUUGUUCCUAAAAAAGCCAAAGGGAAGCCAUUGAGCGAGAGUGAAUCAGCACCACUAGUACUUCCACCACUAGAACGAAAAGCAUCACCAUCUGAUCGAGCUGAAAGAGUUGCCAUCGAUGAUGAGAAGAAGGAUACAGAUAUUGAAAAGGUGGUGAGUAUUGGAAGGGAGUUUGUAUGGGCAGAUAAGUACAGACCCAAAACAUUGAAAGACUUCAUCUGCAAUAGAGACAAAGCUAUUCUAGUGCAAAGCCUGGCGAGAGAGACAGAAUAUGGUCAUUUCAUUUUAGAAGGACCUCCAGGAGUGGGGAAGAGAACAAUGAUCAGGGCUAUGCUUGGAGAAGCUUUUGGACUCGACAGAAUCAAGACAAGGGAGGAAUAUAAGGCAUUUGACUUGAAGGGGGAAGCAAUAGGUAGUAUUAGAGUACAUUUGAAGAAAUCUUCUAAGCAUGUAGAAGUCAAUCUUUCUGAUCUCAAAGGUUAUGAGAAGCAUGUGAUUGUUGAACUCAUCAAAGAGAGGCAUGGCAGGAUAUCCAACAAGACAUUGCCAUCCAAAUGUGAUAGCUGCCGAACAAUCAUUCUCUAUGAAGCAGACAAGCUAUCUACAGAUGCUUUACUAUAUAUGCGGUGGGUCUUAGAGAGGUAUAAAGGGUCCAAUAAGAUUUUCUUUUGCUGCUCCGAUGUCUCAAAGCUUCAGCCAAUUAAAAACCUUUGCACUGUUGUUCACCUUUUUCCACCUUCAAAGGAAGAGAUUGUAGAAGUUUUGGAGUAUAUUGCUAAACAAGAAGGCAUAGAUUUGCCUUAUCAACUGGCUGAAAAGUUUGCCAAUAACUCUAAGAACAAUCUCCGUCAAGCCAUCAGAUCGUUCGAGGCAUCCUGGCAGAAAAGCUAUUCAUUCGUGGAAGAUCAAGAAAUUUUGACUGGGUGGGAAGAUGAUAUCGCUACCAUUGCCAAGGAUAUAGUGGAAGAGCAGAGCCCGAAACAGCUAUAUAUGAUUCGAGGGAAGCUUCAAAAUCUUGUAGAGCAUGAUGUAUCUAAUGAUUAUAUCUUCAAGUCACUGGUGGAAGAACUGAACAAGCACUUGGAUGAGCAGUUAAAGCUUGGACUAAAAAAUUUGUAUCAAGAAUACAGUAAAAACAAUGGUCACACGUUUGAAAGUGGCAGAAACCACAUGAGAAAGAAAAUUCAUCAUUUUAUGAGAAUUGAAGAGUUUAUUGCAAAAUUCAUGAGCUUCUACAAGCGCUCGAUUAGAAAUAGAAGGAGCAUUCAAUGUGACAGUGGAUCGUGAAGGAUUCCUCAUGCUAAAACCAUCUUAUUCACUCAUCGCAAAAUGCAGAGAUAGUGUUGGUUAGCUACUAUCUUCUCUUCUCAAAUCUCAGGCUUGAGAUUAGGAGGACUUGAAUAGUUUACUUUUGAUAAAUUCGCAUAGGAAUAAGUUAUGAAGCAAAACAAAAGUUUUGCAUAUGACAUCUAUCCCUGUUUGCAUGAUUUUUUUUGUUCUAUUUUGUUGAAAAAAAAAGUGUUUGGUUGAAUACAAAAGACAACAUGAACUGCA
Messenger RNA from Tripterygium wilfordii, 2911 nucleotides. Its product is annotated as replication factor C subunit 3-like. NCBI's taxonomy places the organism in Eukaryota, Viridiplantae, Streptophyta, Magnoliopsida, Celastrales, Celastraceae. The record is from RefSeq and is a predicted model, not a curated record. The transcript has 11 exons. Gene Ontology annotation, cellular component: nucleus; DNA replication factor C complex. Gene Ontology annotation, biological process: DNA repair; DNA-templated DNA replication. Bases 833 to 2644 code for a protein of 603 amino acids. Gene Ontology annotation, molecular function: DNA binding; DNA clamp loader activity.